Indicator indicator is the source of this 1695-nucleotide messenger RNA. RefSeq names its product dihydrouridine synthase 3 like (gene DUS3L). NCBI's taxonomy places the organism in Eukaryota, Metazoa, Chordata, Aves, Piciformes, Indicatoridae. Bases 16 to 1695 code for a protein of 559 amino acids. The transcript is spliced from 12 exons. The record is from RefSeq and is a predicted model, not a curated record. Gene Ontology annotation, molecular function: tRNA dihydrouridine synthase activity; RNA binding; flavin adenine dinucleotide binding. Gene Ontology annotation, biological process: tRNA processing.
AAGAGCAGGCCCUGUAUGAAACCCAACCACUAUGAGCAGAGCAGGCUGUGCCCAUCGGUAACACAGGGGUGUGCAGAGAAGUGCUCCUUCGGCCCUCGCUGCCGCUUCCUCCACGACGUCGGUGCCUACAUGGCCACAAAGCCAGCAGACCUGGGCAGCAGCUGUGUGCUCUUCCAGACCUUUGGCAAGUGCACUUAUGGGGUCACCUGUCGCUUUGCCCAGGCCCACCUGGGCCAUGGCUACCAGAACCUGAUCAACACCGACCUGGCCAAGCAGUGGGAGGGGAGGUCGCUGGUGAGGAACAACCUCUCCAAGGAUCUCCAGCACCAGCUGCGCAAGAGGAGGUUUAGCUUCAGGAAGGCUGAGGAGUAUCUCCGUGCUCUGGCCAAGCCCCAUGGUGGUGGCAAGAAGGGAGGCAAAGCCACAGGGAGCUCUGUGGAAGGGCAAGAGGUGUCCAACUGCACAGCACCCCUGGGUGAUGGUCUCCAGUGCCCUGUGCUACCAGAGCAGGGAGAAGAGCCCAACCCAGGUGGCUUGCAGAGUCCUGACCCUGCAGGCGGUGAAGAGGUCUCCUCCAUCAAAACAAUAGGCCCAGUGACAGAUGAAGAUGUAAUAAAGCUGAGGUCCUGUGAGAAGAGGAAGCUGGAAAUCCAAGGCAAGCUCUACCUGGCUCCCCUGACCACGUGUGGGAACCUCCCUUUCCGAAGGAUAUGCAAAGGCUUUGGGGCUGAUGUCACCUGUGGAGAGAUGGCUGUGUGCACCAACCUGCUGCAGGGCCAGGCCUCCGAGUGGGCUCUCCUCAAAAGGCAUCACUCCGAGGACGUCUUUGGGGUGCAGCUGGAGGGAGCCUUUCCAGACACCAUGACCAAGUGUGCAGAGCUCCUGAACCAGACAAUUGAAGUGGACUUUGUGGACAUCAACGUCGGGUGUCCUAUUGACCUGGUCUACAAGAAGGGAGGAGGCUGUGCCCUCAUGACCAGAGCCAACAAGUUUGAGCAGAUCGUCCGAGGGAUGAACUCGGUGCUGGAUGUCCCACUGACUGUGAAGAUACGGACAGGGGUGCAGGAGAAGGUCAAUGUGGCUCACAAAAUCAUCCCCAGGAUCCGGGAAUGGGGAGCGGCCAUGGUCACGCUCCAUGGCCGCUCCAGGGAGCAGCGGUACACCAGGAGUGCAGACUGGGAGUACAUUGCUGAAUGUGCCAGAGCAGCAAGCCCCAUGCCUCUCUUUGGGAACGGAGAUAUUUUGUCUUACGAAGAUGCUAAUCGAGCCAUGCAGAUGGGGGUCGCAGGAAUUAUGAUUGCAAGAGGGGCACUCAUCAAACCCUGGCUUUUCACUGAAAUUAAGGAGCAGAGACAUUGGGACAUCUCCUCCAGCCAGAGGUUUGACAUCCUCAAAGACUUCACCAACUAUGGCCUUGAGCACUGGGGCUCAGACACUCAGGGAGUGGAGAAGACCAGGAAGUUCCUGCUGGAGUGGCUCUCCUUCCUGUGCAGGUACAUCCCAGUUGGUUUGUUGGAGCAGCUGCCUCAGAAGAUCAACGAGCGACCACCUUACUACCUGGGGAGGGACUACCUGGAGACACUGAUGGCCAGCCAGAAUGUGGAGGAUUGGAUCAAAAUAAGUGAACUGCUUCUGGGACCAGUUCCUACCGACUUCACCUUCUUGCCUAAACACAAAGCAAAUUCCUACAGAUAG